Molecule: messenger RNA, 2194 nt
Organism: Felis catus (domestic cat)
Lineage: Eukaryota; Metazoa; Chordata; Mammalia; Carnivora; Felidae
Gene: CFAP126
Product: cilia and flagella associated protein 126
Exons: 5
Coding region: 1463-2119 (218 amino acids)
Biological process (GO): cilium organization
Cellular component (GO): ciliary basal body
Source: RefSeq, a predicted model, not a curated record
CCGCAGGGAAUGAGCACACACGUCCUUUCCAGACUUCAGGUUAUCCCGGGGUUAACUGCCAGAGCCUACAGAACCAAGGCUCUUUGUACCUCCAAUUCUAGAAGCGCAGGAGUGUUCUUAUACCCGGUGUGUUGGUUGGGGUGAUGACUUGGGUGGGGGUGGGGGGAGAGGAAGGGAGAAGGGACUGACGACUCUCCCUUAUGACGCUCUCUUGGUUCUCUAUCGUUUCUUUGAACAACUGACUUUUUUCAUCUUAACACCUCAUGUAUAAACAGACUUUACAACUUAUGUGGCAGUGCCACUUUCUCAUGAAUUCUGACAACCCAGUAAACGGAUAUGCUGAUGCCAUUUUACAGGAGUCUCAGAGGGUUUGCCCAGUCCCGCAAACGUUAGGUUUGUGUCCUGGCACCACCACUUAAUUCCCCAAAUCUGGUGCCUUCCACACCAUGGUUUUCUCGCCAUCCCUGCCCGAUCUCCCACCACCGGCUCCUGAUCCUACCCAAUCCCUGCCAACACCAAGUAUCUGUGUUCUUAGGUCCUGAGAUUCUGAAGUGAUGGAGGAGACAGGAGCCAUUUCAGGACAAAGGACAAGAGAUGCUUUUUCCUUCUGGGGAUAAAUCUAAGUCGCGUUUUAAAACAUUAUUCCUCUGAGAAAACGAAGUAGGGGGCCUAUAAACAGUUGCCCCCGUACUGAGUACCUCCUAUGCAAUGACACUGUUUAGACACUUUGCGCUUUAUCUCAUUUACCCUGUAAAGGGAGGCCCUGUUAUCUUCACAAUACAAAUGAGUCUACACGAGUUUAGAAGGGAGGGUGGUGCCUGGGUUGCUCGGUCGAUUAAAUACCCAGCUUUUAGUUUCGGCUCAGGUCACGAUCUCAUGGUUCAAGGGGUUCAAGCCCCAUGUUGGGCUCUGUGCUGAUAGUGCAAAGCCUAAUUAGGAUUCCCUCUCUCCCCCUCUCCUGCUCACUCUCUCUCAAAACAAACUUCAAAAAAAAGUUUUUUUUAAAGAAGAGAGAGGGCUGCUAUUUAGCUAAUUUUUUCAUGUUUAUUUACUCUCUCACAUCCCUAAAACGAAAAUGAACCUAAGUGUCACGGGAAAGGUUGGAGCAGUGUCAUCGGAGAAAGCGAAGAACAAGUAGAAGGGACCGGCAGUCCCGGAAGGUCUGCCUUCUGCAGUUGCCAGGCAACAAAGGUAAACAGCGAAAGUGGCAGGAUCAUGGCCACCAACUACAGUGCGAACCAGCACCUCCAUUCAGACUAGUCACGUUUCAAGUGUCCAUUAGCCACAUGUGGCUAGUGGCCCAUGUUGAACAGCACACAUCCAGACCAAGAGUACAUCCCUUCUACAGUGAGUUAAAGCCUUCAGGUCUUUGGUCCUCCGCUCUCAAGGACUCGCCUAGUUAUCAUUUCCUGGGCAUGGGGCCUUUGAGCCUCACAGAGAUUCUCGUCUUUCUCUCCACAGUAUGAAAAAGCUUUCUCACCCAAGUAUCUGCAGAACUGGUCUCCCGCCAAGCCAACAAAAGAGAAUUUCUUCCCACGAAGGCUACACUCAGUUUAUCGCCAAUGAUCGUGGCCAUCUGCUGCCCUCGGUGCCCCGUUCCAAGGCAAGUCCUUGGGGAUCCUUCAUGGGCACCUGGCAAAUGCCUCUGAAGGUGCCCCCCGCCCGGGUGACCCUGACCUCCCGCACGGUGGCUGGUGCUGCCUCCCUCACCAAGUGGAUACAGAAAAAUCCGGAUUUACUCAAGGCCUCCAACGGGCUGCGUCCUGAAAUCUUCGGCAAGCCUCACGACCCAGACAGUCAGAGGAAACUCGGGAAGUGGAUCACAAAGACCGUACAACAAGCACCAAGUCCCAUCAUAAUCCCAAACUCCCCACCUGUAAACCUCAGUUCCCCAGACCAACCCCAAAGCUUACACCCCUCUGCAGGUCACACUCCAGGCCCCCAAAGCCCAGCCAUCUCUCCCAAGAGCCCACCUGGGAGCCCGCGCAUGCCGGAGCAUUGGGCAGGUCCUAAUUUAGCUGAGGUCCAGACGUACAAACCUGGAACUCCGGAGACACCCAGGGACCCCACUGAGAAAACCUGUCUGGAGACUGAGCGAAGGAAGCAAGACCCCUGGUGAGGGAUAUAGAAUGGGGAAAUUUCAGGGUGGGAAUAAAGGUACGUUUGGAAAAUAAACAUCAUUUGUUGAAUCUUU